Messenger RNA from Merops nubicus (carmine bee-eater), 1283 nucleotides. Its product is annotated as proline dehydrogenase 1, mitochondrial-like. Gene Ontology annotation, cellular component: mitochondrion. NCBI's taxonomy places the organism in Eukaryota, Metazoa, Chordata, Aves, Coraciiformes, Meropidae. The record is from RefSeq and is a predicted model, not a curated record. Gene Ontology annotation, molecular function: FAD binding; proline dehydrogenase activity.
CUCCUGCACCUCUGCAGCCGAGAAGGAGAUGGGAGGAGCAGAACAAAGAGAGAAGCAGUACCGAGCCCACCCAGGGUUUGGGGAUCGCCGUGAUGGAGUCACCAGCGCCCGCACGUACUUCUACGCCGACGAGGCCAAGUGUGACCAGCACAUGGAGACCUUCCUCCGCUGCAUCGACGCCUCGGGUGGCAGCUCUGAGAACGGCUUCUCAGCCAUCAAGCUGACAGCACUGGGCAGACCUCAGUUCCUGCUGCAGUUCUCUGAGGUGCUGGUGAAGUGGAGGAGGUUCUUCCACCAGAUGGCUGCGGAGCAGGGCCAGGCCGGGCGGGCAGCACUGGAGAUGAAGCUGGAGGUGGAGAAGCUGCAGGAGGCCCUGGCCAACCUUGGCAUCGCAACCAAGGCGGAGAGCCAGCACUGGUUCACGGGCGAGAACCUGGGCAUGAGCGGCACUGUGGACCUGCUGGACUGGAACAGCCUGAUUGACAGCCGCACCAAGCUCUCCAAGCUGCUGGUUGUCCCCAACAUGAAGACUGGGCAGCUCGAGCCUCUGCUCUCCCGCUUCACCGAGGAGGAGGACCUGCAGAUGAAGCGGAUGCUGCAGCGGAUGGAUGUCCUCGCCAAGGUGAGGGGGGAGCUGGGCACGGGCGCCCCCACAGAAGGGGGAGACGUGUGGCAGGCGGCCCCGUGAGCCCGACUGUGUCUCCCGGGCCGGCUCCUUGAAGGCAGGGGGCAGAGGCUGGUGCUGGUGUGGUGACCUUGUGCCACCUCUUCUGCCCGAUCCCAGGAGGCCUACGACAACCUGACGGUGGACGUGGAGCUGUCACGCAGGGAGGGCUGGCACUUUGGCACCAAGCUGGUCCGUGGUGCCUAAAGCCAUGCUCCUCCCUUCUGCCCCAGCAGGCACUCACCACACAGCCCUGUAUCCUCUUAUAGGUGCCUGGACUAUAUCCUGGAGGAGAUCAAGCACAGCCGGAAAGCCAACGUGAUGGUGGCUUCUCACAACGAGGACACGGUGAAGUUCACCCUGCGCAGGAUGAUGGAGCUUGGGAUCCAUCCCUCGGAGAAGAAGGUGUGCUUUGGGCAGCUGCUAGGCAUGUGUGACCAGAUCACCUUCCCCCUGGGUCAGGCCGGGUUCCCUGUCUACAAGUACGUGCCCUACGGGCCGGUGCAGGAGGUGCUGCCCUACCUGUCUCGGAGGGCCCAGGAGAACAGGGGCUUCCUGCAGAGAGCCAACCGGGAGCGGGACCUGCUCUGGAGGGAGCUCAAGAGGCGGCUCCUGGCUG